GCCAGGAGAGCGGCGCUGUCCCGCCAGUGGGCGGGAUGCUGCCCCGCCAGGGGAAGGGAUGCUGAUCGGCGAGCGGGGAGCGGCGCUUCCCCGCGGGAGGAAGGAGGCGGCGAGCAGAUGUGCUGCGGGGGAAGCGUGCCCCGGAACCCCCUUUUAAUCACGCUACUCCUGAAAAGCAGAGCACGAAAUGCCGUGUAAAGCCCUGCCCGGAGCCCCCGAGCCCGUCCUGCAGAAGUUGGUCUGUUUGCGAUAAAAAGAUGAAAGCCUCGGUCAUGCUUUGCAGCGAAUUUCAUGUAACACGCGAGGGGAACUGAAGCAGAAAGCAAAGCCAAGGCAAAGCAGCAUCUGACCUUGUCACUGGGGGGCAGAAAACAGCCGCUGCUUCCACUGGUGCUUCCAUCAAGCUCCCUGGGCAAUGUGGAAUUGCAGAGAGCUCACAAAGUGCAAGUUCCUUCCAGGUCCGUGGGGUGAAUAAAAAUUGUUAAUUCUUGGCUUGAUUUGUCAUCCUUUGGGGGAAAAAAAAGAGGUAUGUCAGACUGGCCAUUAUACAGUUAGACCAAGCACAACUGGAAGUGGGUUGCUCCAGAGAUGAAAGUGACUGAGGCCAGCAAAGCCAAGGAGAAGCCUGUUCAGCUGCACAUCUCCCCAGGAUUCCUUGGAGAGGUGAUAAAGUGAGUAAUAAGGCAAAGUGGGAGUUAUAAAGUGGAUGCGACAGCUCCAGCAGAACUUCUUCUCACUGCCACAAAGGCUCGUUACAAAGCAACAAACGUUAUUUGGAAAUCUGUUUGGGGAAAAAAAUGCACUUUGAGCAUCUCUGCAGUUCUUGUGUCUGAAGCAUUGAUCAGGAAAAUCGGCAGCACAACGCUGACAAAGGAGACGAGAAUAUGGUGAAGGCAGCCAAGGAAAUUGAAAUGGAGAACCCAAGAGAGGCAGAGACUCCCAGCACAGGGGCCACAUGUUCCCCACCAGAGGAACAAGCAAAAAAACCCUCCAUGCUCUGUUUUAAGAAGCGUAAGAAGUCCUGUAAGAAGGGGCUAACUGUGAAGGAUGCGUGUGAAGGAGCCUCAGAGGAGAAAAGCCAAUGUGUCAGCACUGACCAAGAGGAGGCCAAGGCUUCCAUUCCAUCACGAUCCUCCAAAGGAACCUGGGCAGCCAUCAAAAACCUCGCCAGGCCUCAGAGAAGGCAGAAGUCCUCCUCACGGAAGAAGGUGCCCUCUGAUUCCCAAGUGCAGCUGGAGGUGGAUGCUGAGGAGAGCUGUGCACAGGACCUCCCAAAGAAACGGGCGAGCUCUGGGGUGAAGAUGCCCUGUGUGAGGUUCUCCAGAGGUAAGAAAAAACCCAGCCCCUCAGAAGCAGUGGAGGAAUCAGAGGGCAGUGCUCAAGCAAAUGAAGUGAUGGGUGUUGUGAAUAAGGCUAGUGAAGAGCCAGAGGAUUUGGCCCCGACGGACAAAUCUGAAUCCCUCAGCCCAGUCUCUGCACAGGAGGAGCAGGAUAGGGUGAAGCAGGAGCAGCAUAGAAUGAAGGAGGACCAGGAUACAAGGAAGAAGGACCAGGAUACAAUGAAAGAGGACCAGGAUACGGUGAAAGAGGACAACCAUACAGCAAAGGAAAGUGACACCUCUGUUGGGAAGAGUGAGCCCUUGACAGAGCCCACACGGGAUGCAGAACAGUCGGAGUGCACUGUUCAACUGGAGAUAACCAGUUCAGAGACAUUUGAUGAAACAGCCCAGGACAAACUGCAGGAAGGGAGUCUGCCCCCAAGCACUGAUGAUGUGGAGGGCAGGGCAGUUGCUCCCGAAGUGCCUGUUUCUAAAGAUCAACCUGACAAUGCCCCUGAAAUCACAGAGUGCCAGGAAAUCCCUCAUAUCUGUAAAGAGAUGCCUGAAAGGGAUGAAUUGGAAAAGAGCAUAAAUCUUUCUAAGGAGUGCAAAACUGAGGAGACUGUAACUGAUUUUAGUGAGUUGGCAUCCAGAGGUGAUGCAGCGAGUGUGCAGGAGGCAGCAACAGUGAAGGAUGCUGUGAGUGUGAAGGAUGCAGUGAGUGUGCAGGAUGCCACAAGUGUGAAGGAUGCAGCGAGUGUGCAAGAGGUAGCAAAUGUGCAGGAUUCCACAAGUGUGCAGGAGGCAGCAAGUGUGAAGGAUGCAGUGAGCGUGCAGGAGGCAAGAAGUGUGCAGGAUGAAAGUGUGCAGGAUGCAGAGAGUGUGCAGGAUGCAGAGGGGGUGAAGGAUGCAGCAAAUGUGCCGGAUGCAGCACGCAUGAAGGAUGCAGCAAGUGUGCAGGAUGCCAUGAGUGUGCAGGAUGCAGUGAGUGUGCAGGAUGCAGAGGGGGUGAAGGACGCAGCAGAUGUGCAGGAUGCAGCACGCAUGAAGGAUGCAGCGAGUGUGCAGGAUGCCAUGAGUGUGCAGGAGGCAGCAAGUGUGCAGGAUGUCACAAGUGUGCAGGAUGUCACAAGUGUGCAGGAUGCAGAGAGUGCACAGGAUGUCACAAGUGCGCAGGAUGCAAAAAGUGUGCAGGAUGCAGAGAGUGCACAGGAUGUCUCAAGUGCGCAGGAUGCAAAAAGUGUGCAGGAUGCAGAGAGUGCACAGGAGGCAGCAAGUGUGCAGGAAGCAGUGAGUGUGCAGGAUGCAGAGAGGGUGAAGGAUGCAGUAAGUGUGCAGGAUGCAGCAAGUGUGCAGGAGGCAGCAAGUGUGCAGGAGGCAGCAAGUGUGCAGGAUGCAGAGAGUGCACAGGAGGCAGCAAGUGUGCAGGAGGCAGCAAGUGUGCAGGAUGCAGAGAGUGCACAGGAGGCAGCAAGUGUGCAGGAGGCAGCAAGUGUGCAGGAAGCAGUGAGUGUGCAGGAUGCAGAGAGGGUGAAGGAUGCAGCAAGUGUGCAGGAGGCAGCGAGUGUGCAGGAUGCAGCAAGUGUGCAGGAUGCAGAGAGUGCACAGGAGGCAGCAAGUGUGCAGGAUGCAGUGAGUGUGCAGGAAGCAGUGAGUGUGAAGGAUGCAGUGAGUGUGCAGGAGGCAGAGAGUGUGCAAGACACAGCAAGCCUGCAGGAUGCCACAAGUGUACAGGAGACAGCGAGUGCCCAGGAUGUAGCAAGCAUCCAGAAUGCAGGAAGCCUGAAGGAUGCAGCAGGUGUGCAGGAAGCAGUGAGUGUGGAAGAUGCAGCAGGUGUGCAGGAAGCAGCGAGUGUGGAAGAUGCAGCAAGUGUGCAGGAGGCAGCGAGUGUGGAGGAUGCAGCAGGUGUGCAAGAGGCAGCAAGUGUGCAGGAAUGCUCCAGCCAUCAGAUACUAGAAGCAAAUGCAGGCGCUGGUGUCAGCAUCGUAAUCACCAUCACUGAAGCUGAGGACUCUGACAACACCGACUCUGACCAGGCCUAUGAGCCAUCCCCUGUUUUGCACCAAAAAAAGCAAAAAGGGAAUAAAAAAUCAAACAGGAACGCUGAUGUUGGUCAAAAAGAGGGCCCUGAGGCUGGUGGUGGUCCCCAGGCAGAGGAGAAAGGUCUGGGUGACCAGGGGCACAGAACUGGGGAGCAGUACGAGCUGCUCCUCAUAGAAACCGCCUCCUCCCUCGUGAAGGCGGCCAUUCAGUCAUCCAUAGAGCAGCUGGUCAACGAAAUGGCCCUGGAACAGAAUAAGCACAACAGCUUUCUGUGAUGGCAGCCUUGCCCCAGAGAGAAAAGGGCAGAGGGAGUGAUUUCAAGCUCCAUUUGGCCUGUGGGGUGUGUGGAGAACUGGGAGAGCUCCCGGGGCCGCGGUGUAGUUCAUUCUGCAUGCCCAUUCAGUUGUGUCCAUGUGAAACGGAUCCCGGGACGUGGGCAGGCCCUGCUGAGGGCAGCGUGUCCUGCCCCUGCUGGGGCUUCAGACAGCGCCACUGGCCACAGCUGCGGAAACAUUCCGGUGUUACAGUGACUGUAUUUUCACUUAUUGGCACAUUCCUGUCAUGGCCACAUUUCUGCUGUCCCCCAUGCUCUGUUUCCCCGCUGUCCACGCUGUAGAUCUGUGCCUACCAUGUGUUGGAAGAAAGGCCCUGAGAGGCAGCGAGUGCCUGACCUGCUGCUGGGCUGGAUCCAGGGCACGCUGAAACAGCUGGAGCCUUGCUGGGCCUUUAUUGCAGAUGAGGAAGAGCGAAGUGUCUGCAAUAUUAACAAGAAAACAUCAAUGCCAGGCUGUGCUUUGUGCUGUGAACCAGCCCUCGCUAGGCCCGGGCGCCAGGAGCCGCGGUCAGUGCUGUGGCACGAAGCCGGCGGGUUCCAGCGAGGAGCUCUCUCCUUCCUUCCCUCGGCCUCUCCCCUGUCAGGAGCAGCCUGUGCAUCUCCAGACACGCUGAAGCUCAGCAUCAGCCUCGCCUUGCUGACCCCGGGCAGCACCUCGUCUGCUGGGGGAGCCUUUCUCGCACCAUUGAACUCGACGGGCAAAAUUCCCUGCGGGAUCACGGGCUCGGCUGGGCAGGAGCGGCCCUGCCGCCGCCAGCCCCUCUCCUCGCUCGCCUUCCUCCAUCCCCAUCUCGGUGUCGUGCUGAAGCUCUCCUCGGAUGUAGCAUAUUUUUUUAUCCAUGGCAUGCGAUAUAAAUAGCAGUGAGCUGCAUGCGUGUUAGCAGUCAGCAGAGUUUGGGAAGCUGCAAUGUGCUGCCGGCGCUGGGAUUGCUUUGAUUUGGUCUGAGUGCUGCUGGCGGAGCCUGUCCCGCACCACUCCCCCCUCAAAGCCCUCCCGCCUUCAUCCAGCCCAGGCAUCCCUUGGGAAUCGUGCGGUGUGCCCGGCUCGCUGCCACCAGGCUCUGGCACGCCAUGGAGCUCGCUCUGAAACAUGCAGGGAAAUGCUGGAGCAAUCUUACCAAAGUCCUCGGGGAAAAGAAUUCCUGACAUAAGGACAUGACUGGAAAAUGCCUGGACAAGCCUACUGCUGUCAAACCCCAGAACUGCCCUGCCCGAGGGAUUUGCACUGUGUGUGUGUGUGAGCAUCACCUCCAGCUGCCAGCACCCCAGGAGAAAGGGGCUUUUUGAUGAUAUGGGAUUGCAUCUGCGUGGCUGGGAUUUGUGUCCAGCUGUGGGCAAGGCAGUGUGUUCCUCUGAGAAAAUUCUCCUGCGUGUUCCUCAGCUGGCACAGAAAUAGCAGCCGUGCUUGGUGAUUGCUCACUGACCGUGCACUGAGAUUUCCCUGCCCAGCACAGGCUUUGGAUUCCUGCUAAAAUACAAGGGCUGUACCUGUCCCUCGUACCUGGUGCACAAACAUGUUUUAAACCUUGAUAAAACAUCUCGUUGUCACGAGAGGACUGCCAGCAGCAAGAGCCACAGCUCAUCUCUGUGCAAGUAAAACUUAAAAAACCCCAGAGGGUCGUAAAGAAAAAAACAGUCUCUUUUUCUUCCUGUUAAUUUGAUUAUUAAGUAUCAGCUGUUGAUAAUUCAGUGUGUACAAUUUUAAUGGCUUUGUACUUCAUACUGGUCCUUCCAGGUAUUUUGCCACAGUUUUAAAAAAGGGACUUUUAAAGGACUUUUAGAUGUACCUUUGAAGCUGCCACAGCUCACCCCAGGCAGAGCCAUCCUGAUGCUGGGAGAGGCUUACAGGAUUGCACUGGGCACUGUGGCAGGCUGGUGCUGAGCAAAGGGCUGCAGCAUUGCUGUGGGAUCCCACUGGAGUCAGCUGCAGAGAAGGAUGUCCAAGCUUUAGUAAAUAAACACAAAAUUACCCCCCUGGGCCAGGCUGUCAUCCUCUGUCAGCCUGCUAAGCUGUUUUGGGAGGAUUUGGUGUUAUUUCAGUACUGCCUUUUAGGUGAAACACGUCUUCAAAAAAGGAGGAGAAUGGCAAAAAUGCCCAGUCCAGCCCUGCCCUGUCACUUGCUCCAUGUCAGGGGUUGGGUUUGCAUCCUCUCUUGUAUCUGGUUUUCCCUCUGUUAUAGCUGUACAUAGAACUGAUGAUUAUUUCAUUAAAGCUGAAUGUACCUGUUGUU
Molecule: messenger RNA, 5928 nt
Organism: Camarhynchus parvulus
Lineage: Eukaryota; Metazoa; Chordata; Aves; Passeriformes; Thraupidae
Gene: AKAP5
Product: A-kinase anchoring protein 5
Exons: 3
Coding region: 885-3638 (917 amino acids)
Biological process (GO): positive regulation of adenylate cyclase activity
Cellular component (GO): postsynaptic density; dendrite membrane; plasma membrane
Molecular function (GO): calmodulin binding; protein kinase A regulatory subunit binding; molecular adaptor activity
Source: RefSeq, a predicted model, not a curated record